Molecule: messenger RNA, 3036 nt
Organism: Coccinella septempunctata (seven-spotted ladybird)
Lineage: Eukaryota; Metazoa; Arthropoda; Insecta; Coleoptera; Coccinellidae
Gene: Brd8
Product: bromodomain-containing protein 8
Exons: 2
Coding region: 90-2825 (911 amino acids)
Cellular component (GO): NuA4 histone acetyltransferase complex
Molecular function (GO): protein binding
Source: RefSeq, a predicted model, not a curated record
GAUUUUUGUGUGUUCAGUAUAAUCAUUUCUGAAUUGGUAUCAUUCACUUCACGUUGGAAUAUCACAAUCAUAAAUAGAAUUGAUCAGAUAUGGCUUCUGUUGAACAACGUUUACAAAUGAAACGAGAACCAUUGGAUAAAUGGUCUGUUAGGGAACAGUUAUGCUUAGCCUCUGCUGUAGCUAGAAGUGGAGAUCAAAAUUGGAUGUCCGUUAGUCGGUCAUUGAAACCUUUCGGAGAUGCUAACCGUCCCUCAGACUGGUUUCAUCAAAAGAAUUGUGCGGCCCAGUAUGGAGCACUAUUGGCAAAUGUUGAAACCCCCAAAAGGAAAAAGAGACAAUCUGGCGGAGAUUAUGGGAUUGAAACUCCCGCAGAAUGUAUCUUGAGACAAUUGAAAACGGAGAGAAUUGCUGAAUUGAGGAAGUUACUGGCGGAAGAGAAAGCUGAGUACUUGAAGUUACAAGAAAACAUGACAGUAUUAUCAUCAGGGAAAUUUACCGAAGACCAGUUAGACCGAUGGUGUAAAGAAAUUGAUGAGGAAGAAAAUAGAAAAGACUUGGAAACUCUGAGACACUCCCAGUGGCUGAAAGAAAGGGAAACUAGAAAAAUGGAAAUAGAAAGGGCAUGGAGACCUGUAAAACCAAACACACCACAGAUAACGCCCCAAAAACGAAAAAAUUCAGAUUCAUUCGACAUCUUACUCGAGAGUGAACAGCAACAGGAAGAACACAAUUCUAAUCCAAACCCACCCAUUCAAGAAACUCCAAAACCUCAACUAUCCUUAUCCCCUCUUCUUACUAGUUUAUUGAAAUCUCCUUCGCAAGUUCAAAAUAUCAACCAAGCGUCAAUAUUACACUCGGCAAUCACUAAUCAAAGGACUGUGGUAACUAAUAACGCUCCAAAUAUAAACGCGAAUAUAAGCACGAGCACUGCUACGAACCCAAUGAUAGCAAGUUUGUUGAAUUCGACAACAAAUGUUGCGGUAUCUCCGGUAUUGCAACAUUUGGUCAGUACGGCCAUUGGACAAGAAACUGAUAACGUCGCUUUGGACCUGCAAAAUGCCGAUCUUGCAACACCUGACAUUUUAGAUGAUGAAACUUUGAGAAAUUUGAAGAUCGAAGACAUCGCCAAUAGUAUAAUAGUGCCCGAUGGUCCAUUGCCGGAAAUGAAGAAUGACGUCGACGUCAUUAUCUCCGACCUCAUCGCGGACCCUGAGCAACACUUACAAUUAGACAACAACGGAGAUAUAAACAUAAACUUAGAACUAGACGAUUUAGACGAUGGUGACCUAGAUGUCGAUACCGAACAAAAACUGGAAGAACAGAUCGUCGAACAAGAGCAGGUUAUCGAAGCGCCUGUUGUUCCGGAGCCGGAAAAACCCGCGGAGAAAGUGGAACCCCCGGUGGAUCCGUUCGAGUUCCAGGAAGAUCCCGAGUACGAACCAAAGAUGCCAAUGAAGCAACUGGAUCAGAAUAAGGUGCAAACUGCCACGUUUACUUCGAUUACGCCUCCUCAAGUGGAGGUCCAGGAGGAAAUAGCCACUGUCGUCGAAGAGAAUGUUGAUAAUCAAGUUGAAAUAACGGAAACCACUCCGGUACAAUUGGAAGAUGAGGGUUUGAAUAAAGAAAAGGAAGACGAGGAAACGGUAGCUUCUGGUUCUGUUGAAAUUGUUGAGGUUGCAGUGGAAGAAGAAGAAGUGGGGAAGGUGUUGGAUAAGACGCAGAUUCAAGACAUAGUUCACACCAGUGUAUCGGAGAGUAUAGAUGAAAACCAGAAAGAGGUAGAAGAGGAAAAAUCGGAAGAGGUUGAGACUGUCCCGGAGGUUAAAAUAGAGGAGCCUGAUGAUAACGAAGAAACUAAGGACACUGCCACUGAAGAAUUACCGGUAACCGAAGACAUCAAGGUGGAAGUUAAAGAGGAGGAACGUCAAAUCUCCCCCGUGGAUUCCAAGAUCGAACAGUUGAACAUUUCCCUCGAAAUCGAUAAAUCGUCAGAUAGCACCACCGUAGAACAGAAUUUCUCCGAUGAGCUAUAUGACGACAUUCAAAUGGAGGUGAAGAUAGACAAAAGUGGUAAGGCCAAAAGGGAUUAUUCUCGUACGAAAAAGAAGGAAGAAAAAGAUUUUGAUAUUCUUUUAGCGAUUGAGAAGGCGCACAUGGAGGAGAACGAAAUGAUGGAAGAUUUUUCGGACCGGGAAUUCUCGGAUAGGAAAGAGGAACCGAAGAAGGAAGACCCCAAGAGCGAGAACGAGAGAUCGAACAGUCCUUGGACGGAGGAGGAGGACGUGUUGAGCGUGCAAUCGAAGAGGAGAAUGUCGACGCCCGCGACUCCCUCCGAUUCUAUACCGAACUCGCCGGCUUCGAGUUCUGCGUACUACGACGAUGAUAAGGAGUACAGAAAUUGGAAAAAGUCGAUAAUGUUAGUUUACAGCUGGUUGGCUGCCCACAAGUACUCAUCUUUGUUCCUCAAACCGAUCACUGACGAACAAGCUCCCGGUUACCACAACUUGAUAUACAGACCUAUGGAUUUUCACACUCUUCGAAAAAAUAUCGAGAAUGGCGUCAUCAGAACGACGCAGGAGUUCAAACGAGACGUGAUGCUGAUGUUGAACAAUGCCAUAAUGUACAACAAGACCAACGGAACAGUUUACAAUAUGACUCGAGAACUACAACAGGAAGCCGUCGAGUCCAUACAGCUACUACUGCAGGCACAGUCGAGUGAAGACGCGCCUCCCAGAAGAGAAACGAGAAUGAGUGAACCGGGUUUGAAAAGAAAGAGAGUAUCUGAUGAUAGUAAUACAAGGACUAAAAAGAGAAAGGAAGAUUAGACCUUAUGUCGUUAGAGAAAAUUCUUGAGAAUAUGCUUUAUUUUAUUUUCAAAGAAUGGAAAAAAUAUUCCAUAUCUUCUGGAAUGUUCAACAGGUUUUAAAAAAACAUUUUUCUUGAUUGGUAUCUGGGAAUUAGAAACGAAAAUUAUAUUAUCGGUUUUUUGUACUCAGAUAUCUCUUGUAAAAAGUGUUGAAAAACAUCAGAGGAGCA